CAGAGUGAUUGUGAGAAUCGGAGAUGUCUUUUUCAGUAGUAGCAGCUUUAGUGGUGGUUGUAGCACUAGUGGUACUGUGGACAUGGCGGAUCGUGAAGUGGGUCUGGAUAAAACCGAAGAUGCUUGAGAAUUACCUGAGAAGACAGGGUCUUGCCGGAACUCCUUACACGCCUCUCGUCGGAGAUAUUAAGAGGAAUGUUGAUAUGAUGAUGGAGGCGAGAUCUAAACCCAUCAAUAUAACGGAUGAUAUCACCCCACGCCUCCUUCCUCUUGCCUUGAAGAUGCUAAAUUCUCACGGAAAGACUUUCUUCAUAUGGAUUGGACCAAUUCCAACGAUUGUGAUAACAAAUCCUGAGCAGAUCAAGGAGGUCUUUAAUAAAGUUUACGACUUUGAGAAAGCUUCUACAUUCCCUUUGAUCAGAUUGUUAGCAGGCGGGCUCGCGAGUUACAAGGGUGAUAAAUGGGCGAGUCACAGGAGGAUCAUCAACCCGGCUUUUCACCUCGAAAAGAUCAAGAACAUGAUCCCUGCCUUCUACCAUUGUUGCAGCGAGGUUGUCUGCCAAUGGGAGAAGCUAUUUACAGAUAAAGAAUCGCCUCUUGAAGUCGAUGUUUGGCCUUGGCUUGUGAAUAUGACUGCGGAUGUGAUCUCACAUACUGCUUUUGGAAGCAGCUAUAAAGAAGGGCAGAGAAUAUUCCAACUACAAGGGGAAUUGGCUGAGCUCAUUGCACAAGCUUUUAAGAAAUCUUACAUCCCUGGAUCGAGGUUUUACCCAACAAAGAGCAAUAGAAGGAUGAAAGCAAUAGAUAGAGAAGUAGACGUAAUACUGAGAGGUAUUGUGAGUAAACGGGAGAAAGCGAGAGAAGCUGGAGAACCAGCAAACGAUGAUUUGUUGGGGAUACUGCUCGAAUCAAAUUCAGAGGAAUCUCAAGGAAAUGGAAUGAGCGUAGAAGAAGUGAUGAAAGAGUGCAAGUUGUUUUAUUUUGCGGGACAAGAGACAACUUCAGUGCUUUUGGUCUGGACUAUGGUUUUAUUAAGCCAUCACCAAGAUUGGCAAGCUCGUGCACGAGAGGAAGUGAGGCAAGUACUCGGUGAAAAUAAUAAACCCGAUAUGGAGUCCCUUAACAACCUUAAAGUCAUGACUAUGAUCUUCAAUGAGGUUUUGAGGCUAUACCCUCCGGUGGCUCAGCUUAAACGAGCUGUCAACAAAGAAAUGAAGCUAGGAGAGUUUACCCUUCCAGCUGGAAUUCAAAUAUAUUUACCAACCAUUCUUGUCCAGCGCGACACCGAGCUUUGGGGCGAUGAUGCAGCAGAUUUUAAACCCGAGCGGUUCAGAGACGGGCUCUCAAAGGCAACAAAGAACCAGGUCUCCUUCUUCCCCUUUGGGUGGGGACCAAGGAUUUGCAUCGGUCAGAAUUUUGCUAUGUUGGAGGCAAAGAUGGCAAUGGCUUUGAUUCUACAGAAAUUCUCCUUCGAGCUCUCUCCUUCUUAUGUUCACGCGCCUCAAACAGUCAUGACCACUCGUCCGCAAUUCGGAGCUCAUCUAAUCCUGCACAAGCUCUGAUUUUGUAUCUCCAUGGUGAUGUCAUCAAAAGUCUCAAAUAUGUAACAAAAAUAUGUCAUAGAAAGGCUUGUAGCCGUAUGUUGUGAAAUUUACAAUAUCGUUGUCUGAAACUAGUAGCUAUUCUAAAGGUAAAGGUCUUCUUCAGUCAAGUCUAAGGUCAUUUUCUAUUGUGGCUGCAUUAUUAAUCUUGAAAAGUCUAUACCAAGAAGCCAAUUUCAACUCUUCAAUCUUUAGGAUGUGUUUUGGAUAAAGCCAAUCGUUUCUC
Molecule: messenger RNA, 1827 nt
Organism: Arabidopsis arenosa
Lineage: Eukaryota; Viridiplantae; Streptophyta; Magnoliopsida; Brassicales; Brassicaceae
Source: the annotation of a GenBank genome assembly